AUGGUCUUUAAGCCGUUCACCCAUCUCGCGCGUCAGAGUUUCACCAAAGCCUUCACCCAUGGCUAUGCUCAGUCGGUAGUGGCCGCGUCCCAAUCCUACGCCUCGUCCACCACCCUCAACCAAUUCGCCCUUCAACCUGCCGCCAAAUUCUCCCGCACCACCCAACUACAGAAUGCCUUCUCGAAUGCCUCCAGUUCGUCCGGCGCCGGCGCUAAGGCGAGCCAGGGCACCGGCGGCAAUGGUGACUUUGGUCUAGCCGCCUACUAUGCUGCCUGGCAGCACGCCCAGCAGACCGGCGACGAUACCGAUUGGUGCCAGUUCCAGUUCAAGCGCCGUAUUGGAUGGAAGCCUACCGAGGAAGUCGAGGAUGCGAAGGAUGAGCGCAUCCCUUCCCCCGAGCCUCCACACCUAACCAAGGCCGCUGUCAACGAGAAUGUCAGCGCACAGGUCGAGGAGGCUGUCGCGCGGGAGAUUCAGAUUCAGGAGGAGCAGGCACAGGCGGAAGAGGCAACGGAUGGGACUGAAGCAGUCGCUGCUGAGUCGGCCAUCGAGGAUGUAGCCAUUUCUGAGGAGAUUUCAGAGGAGAGCAAGAUUGCCUCGGAGCGCAUCGUGCAACUGGCCACGGACAAGAGCUACGCCGAGAUCCCGGCAGCAUUCGAGUCCAUCCUUCGUGAGGGUCUGACUCCGACUGUCGACGCAUACAAUGCUCUGUUGGUUGCCGCUAUCCGUCUGCAUCCCGAGGCCGCCCAGGCCAUUCACAAGGCUCUCGAUGUAUACUCUGAUAUGCUUCGUCGCAGGGUAAUUCCCGACGAAGACACCUAUCAGACCCUCGUCCAGCUGUUGGUCACUCAGGCGCACCACGCGAUCAACGCCAAGGAGGUGCUUGAGCAGGAGCGGGUUCGGCAUGGUGGCAUGGAGGAGCCUGGCAAGUUUAUGCUCCAGUCUAGCGAGCUGGAGCGCGACGUACUUGCUGAGGACCACUCCCUGUCCAUUGCCGUGAAGCUGUUCAACACGGCCACGAGCCGCCACUCCCGUCUCGUGUUCCCCGUCGACUUGUACCGUCAACUCAUCAUUGCCUGUGCCCGUGAAGGCAAGGUUGAGGACAUGAUCCGCAUCUACUCCCACAUGGAGAUGCAAAAGGUGGCCCCUCACGCGUCGAUCUUCCCUUUCAUGAUUGACGCCUUUGCCGGCACGGGUGAUCUGUCCAGCGUGGUCGAGUGCUAUAACGAGUACCGUAGCCUGGCUGUGUCGGACGACAACGGUGUGUUCAGCAUUAUCAAGCGUCUCGACGGUGAAGUCUACGCGGCCGUCAUCCGCGCCUAUCUGUCCUGCGGCAAGGAAGAAGGUGCCAUGCACUUCCUCGAUCGGAUUCGCUCUUCGUUCGACGACGUCACCGAGGACCGGGAAGGCCGUUGGGCCAUGGUGGAAGCUAUCAUUGUCAAGGACGCCCUUGUGCAGCACUUUUUGAAUGUCGGUGAACAUGGCAAGGCCCUCGGACAGGCCAAGGAGCAAUUGCACGAUGCGGCUCGCGAUCAGGCCAUUUCUCGGAUCUGCAUUGCUGCAGCUGACACUGGCAAUCUUACCACCGCCUCCGAAGCAUAUGACAGUCUGUCCACCUCCCCCGAUACCCGCCAAACUCCCGCUAUUUCACUCCUUGCGCUUCACGUCCGCCAGGGCAACAUUUCCGCUGCCCGGUCUUUGUGGAUUAUGCUGAACACAGUGGGUCAGGCCACCCCGGAUAUGGUCCAGCCGACCGCGAUGUACGCGGUCGCGCUGUUGAAGAGCGGCCAGGUUGAGGAUGGUCUCCAUGAGGCUCGCAACAUGUUUGCUCGUAUCCGCAACGCCUCCGCCAAACAGGUCGCCGUCGCUCCUGCCACUAUCAGUGAGCAGAUUAGCGAGUCGCUUCAUCUCUUUGGCCGUGUCCUCAUGGAGACGGGGGCUGUCCUCUCCCCCCAGGCCUCGAUGACUCUUCUUUGGUCUAUGGUUGAGAAUGACGGCCUUGUCUCUCCUAUUGCGGAGCACGUCGUCGCUAGUCUGGGACCUAUGGGUAUCUCGCAGCUGAAUCCCGCGGACCUCACCCUGGCCCUGCAGGUUCAGGCUCGUAUGCUAGCGGGCAACAGUGCUAUCCUCUUUGACAUUGCCCACCCGGUGCGCUUCGCUCACAUGCUCGAUGUCGCUCUGUCUGCUGCUCUUCCUCUGGAUACCUACACUACCCAUCUGGUCGACCAGGCUGUCGCCAAGCUGUUCACCAGCCGUCCUGAUAUCGUCAAGAGAUGGCAGGAUCACCUGGAGGCAUCGACGCAGGCCUCCUUGAUGUCAGACCGCCACAGCCCCGUCUCCUUGACAGAGACCAACAUCACGACUCCUUCUGUAACCCCAGAUUCUUUCGACCCGUAUGCCCACGCCACCGACUUCCGAGGCUCUGCCAUCAUCGCCGAUGAGCUCGAAAAGACUUCCGGUCGCGCCGAGACCCACCUCAACGAGGCUCUGAUCCGACUGAAGAACAUGCGUCGCAUUGGCCGUCACCCUCGCUACAUCACGUACGCGAAGCUCAUCACCGCUGCCGCCAAGGUCGGUCGGAUGGAGUUGGUCGACGAGAUCCACGGCAUGGCCCGCACCGAUGUCCCUCUGAACCCGGCUCACAACGCCGUCAAGUACGGUUGGGUUUCCAUCCUCGAUGCUAUGGUCGCUGCCUGCCUCACCCUCGGUGACCGUCACCUGGCUGGUCAGUACCAUCAGGAGCUGCUGGGUCUGGGUUCGGCACCCUCCGCCAACACUUUCGGUCUGUACAUCACCACCCUGAAGGAGUCGACCAAGACCUUCGACGAAGCCACUGAGGCCUUGAAGAUCUUCCACCGUGCUGUCGCCGAGGGCGUCGAGCCGACCUCGUUCCUGUACAACGCGCUCAUUGGCAAGCUCGGCAAAGCCCGUCGCAUUGACGACUGCCUUGCCUACUUCGCCGAGAUGCGUGCUAACAAUGUCCGCCCUACGAGCGUCACCUACGGAACGAUCGUCAAUGCCUUGUGCCGAGUCAGUGACGAGCGCUUCGCCGAAGAGAUGUUCGAGGAAAUGGAGUCUAUGCCCAACUACAAGCCACGCCCGGCACCAUACAACUCCAUGAUCCAGUACUUCCUGAACACCAAGCGUGAUCGUUCUAAGGUCCUUGCCUACUACGAGCGCAUGCAGGCUCGCAGCAUCAAGCCCACCACCCACACCUUUAAGCUGCUCAUCGAUGCUCACGCCUCGCUUGACCCCAUUGACAUGCCCGCUGCCGAACGCGUCCUCGCCGACAUGCAAGCCGCCGGCGUCCAGCCGGAUGCCGUGCACUAUGCUUCGCUCGUCCACGCCAAGGGCUGCGUUCAGCAUGAUCUCCCGGCCGCCCGCAAGGUAUUCGACUCUGUGCUCGCGGACCGCCGCGUUCGCCUGCAGCCGUGUCUGUACCAGGCCCUCUUCGAGGCGAUGGUGGCCACCGACCACGUCGCGGAUACUGAGGAAGUUGUCAGCGGCAUGAAACAGCGCAACGUCGAGAUGACCGCGUACAUUGCCAACACGCUCAUCCACGGCUGGGCAGCCGAGGGCGACGUCGCCAAGGCCAAGACUAUCUACGACAGCAUCGGCAUUCAGAAGCGCGAGCCUAGCACCUACGAGGCCAUGACUCGCGCAUUCCUCGGCGCUGAGGACCGGGCUGCAGCUGCCGGCAUCGUCCAGGAGAUGAUGUCGCGUGGAUACCCGUCCGCCGUGGCGAGCAAGAUCAUCGAUCUGGUCGGCCCUGCACCCUCCGUCUAA
Penicillium daleae is the source of this 3786-nucleotide messenger RNA. Its product is annotated as pentatricopeptide repeat protein. The coding region runs from base 1 to 3786 and encodes 1261 amino acids. Gene Ontology annotation, molecular function: protein binding. The transcript has a single exon. NCBI's taxonomy places the organism in Eukaryota, Fungi, Ascomycota, Eurotiomycetes, Eurotiales, Aspergillaceae. The record is from RefSeq and is a predicted model, not a curated record.